AUGGCACAACAUUAUAUCUCCCAGCCACUGGCCAUAGUAGAGUCGCCUCAGAUCAAUAUCACCUCGACCGACAUCCCCGAAAUCCCCGAUAUCUUGUGCAUAGUAGUCUAUAGGCUCAUACAAGCCAAAAUACCAUCAACCUUCAACGGUAUCAUGGGAACAGAGAAACAGAACCCCGAGCCCUCCGACCUGGCCUGCACCAGAUGUCGCGAACGCAAGAUCAGAUGUGGCCGCGAGCGCCCGCACUGCCGCAGCUGCGAACGCGAAGAUGUUCCCUGUGUGUACCAGAACCCGGUGAAACGAGUCAACCACUUAAAACUCCUGUGUGACAGUGUCGACCGACUGCAGGACCGACUGACCUCGAUUGAAUCGCAUCUGAGUCGGCUGCAUAAUCCAGAGGUAUCUGUUUCAGCGCGACAAUCGCCACGGGUAGACAUGGGCUCAGAGACGAUCCCUGAAUCCCGCUGGAAGAGUCUCCCGUCAUUGCCGUCCCUUUGCCGAGGGUUUCAAGGCCGCGUGCGCGAAGCUGGACGGACCACGGCGGCUAUCGAUAGUUCACUGGAAUCGGUCUGCGUGCAUGCAUCUACAACAGAACCAUUUCCGCCAUAUAGCGAUGUGACGGUACCUCUCCUGCCCAAACCGCAGGUGAGCGCUGCAAUCGAGCAUUUCCUCCACAAUGUCGACGUUCAGACAGAUGUGUUUGAGCAGGAACAUCUGCGUGCGCAGCUAGACCGUGUGUAUAAGCAACCGGAUGACGCGUGGGCGAUCUGCUUCAAGACUAUCACGUUAUUAGUGUUGGGUCUGGAGAUUGCUCGCGCGGGAGUCUUGUUUGGUGAUUUUGCGCGCUCGAUGCUACCGAGCCGCGCGUCGCUGGUUAGCUCGAGAUUGUUAACGAAGGAGAGAUUGGUCAAUGUGCAGACCCUUAUUCUGCUUAGCGUUGCAGCACAGCAGUUGGAUCCGCCGGACUGGACGGAGCUGAUCUUCGCAAAUGCAUGCCUAUUGGCGCGCAGCAUGCGUCUUCAUGGCACGUUGGACGAGAACUCGCAUGAGACGACCAAAGUGCUGCAGGCUCUGUAUGCACGCGAUCGCAGUCUGUGCAUUGCUCGUGGAUCACUCUGCUGGUUGCCAAGGGAGGAUUUUAACCUCACCGGACAGAUGGCUGCCAUGUCGCGUGAGAGCUUAUACGCACAGCAAUUGCGACUGGCCGUCAUCCAGGAUGAAAUCUACCGAGUAGCUCAUACGAGUUCGUCGAUGCAGCCUGUUGAGACACAGCUGGAUCAGUAUGCUGUUGAGAGUGGAGUCUUAUGCGGCCCAACACCUACAAUAGUGUGUCGAGUAGUGUCGGUCUUGGAGUUUCUAUCUGCGCGGAUUCUGACGUUCUGCUCGCAGUCCCAGUCUCCACAGGCCCAUAUGGACGCUCGUACCAGCUGUCUAUUACUUCUUAUAGCAUAUGGGGACCAGAGUCGCGAGGUCCAAGACGCUUUGCGGGCUAUACUCCCCGGGACAGAAACAUCAGGGCCAGAACCACCAUGCAGCCCGUUCUUCACUCCGCUAGAUACCUUCUCCUUACCAGGGCUUUUCCUCCUCCUAGAAGACCAACUAGUCACACAGGAUACUACUACCCAAUCGCUGUCCAACAGGGACCUCCUUGGCCGCGUGUCAACCUGCUACACGGAGCAAACAUCUCGCCUCCCACCAUCCCACCACCACCGCAGAGUUUCCUCAAUCCUGACCCAACUCCUCCACGUCAUCGACAAGAUCCGUACUUCCCGAGAAACAUCAUCCGCGCCCAUAAACCAAUCGAGUGGGGAGUCCAUCGACUCUGAACUCCCAGAAAUCUGGCCACCACCGCCUCCUCCGUCAAGCGCUUCCUUGACAUGGGACAGCUGGUUGUCUGUCUCAUCACCAUUGGGGGCACCGUCUCUUGGACCUCCUACUCCGCUUCCGUCUAUGCGUGUUGCAUCGCCGGAUUUGUUAACUCAAAUGCUAAUAUCAUCACAGGGGUUGGAGGAUACGGAUGCGUUGUCUUGGUCGAUUCUUGAGGAACCGGGAAGGAAAAGAAGGAGAGAGGAUGGGGGAAUGUAA
Molecule: messenger RNA, 2085 nt
Organism: Aspergillus tanneri
Lineage: Eukaryota; Fungi; Ascomycota; Eurotiomycetes; Eurotiales; Aspergillaceae
Exons: 4
Coding region: 1-2085 (694 amino acids)
Biological process (GO): regulation of DNA-templated transcription
Molecular function (GO): DNA-binding transcription factor activity, RNA polymerase II-specific; zinc ion binding
Source: RefSeq, a predicted model, not a curated record